GCACAAUGCUAGUACUGUGCAGGGCUGCAUGUGUAAAUAGUUAUACGAGACAAAAUAUUUAAUUUUGUUUGAAUAAUAUGAGUGGAUGUAUGUUGUAUUGAAGUAUAUUAAUUAAUCAGAACUAUUUUUAUACUAUUUUCUGGUGACAUGAUAGUUGAACGAGACCCUAACAAGCGCAGGGUAAAACCUGUUGGACCAGCACACCAAUCAUUGCUGGAUUUUGAUUUAGGAGAGAGUUCAGACGACAGUGACUUUCGCAUUGAAGAUCAUUUUGAAGAGUCUGAUGAUGAUUCUAUAGAUUCAGACGAUGAUGGUGGAGGAAAGGAUGAUGUAAAUGAUGAUGAUGACGAUGACGACGACGACGACGAUGAUGAUGAUGAUGCAGAAGAUUCAGAAGAUAGUGCUGGAGAGAUUCUUCCAGAUGUGAAACAUCCUUUGACUGUUCACCAGAACUUGACAAUUGGAGAUGUGAUUCAGCAGGCAAAACAACGUCAAACUGAGUCAAAACAUCAGUUUGAUUUGAAGGAGGCUGUGAAGGUGCUGAUCUGCUGCGGCUGCUUAGGCGACAGGAGCGAUGAUGCAAAUGAAAUUGUUGAAUGUGACGGUUGUGGAGUUACUGUCCACGAAGGUUGCUAUGGAGUAUCCGACACAGCAAGUGUAUCGAGUACUAUUUCCUCGUGUUCAACAGAACCGUGGUUUUGUGAAGCCUGUCGUGCUGGUGUCACAAAUCCUGCAUGUGAAUUAUGUCCAAAUUCAGGCGGCAUUUUCAAGGAGACGGAUGUCGGAAAGUGGGUGCACUUGGUGUGCGCUCUGUAUGUGCCUGGAGUUGCGUUUGGCGAAGUUGACAAACUCUCAAGCGUGACCUUGUUUGAGAUGCCAUACAGCAAGUGGGGCGCUAAAACUUGCUGCCUCUGCGAAGACGCGCGUUUCAGCCGCACCGGCGUCUGCAUUGGGUGUGAUGCCGGCAUGUGUCGCACUUUCUUUCACGUGACCUGUGCUCAGAGGGAAGGGCUUCUGUCGGAAGCUCACUCCGAGGAAGUGGAUCAGGCGGAUCCGUUCUAUGCACACUGCAAAUUGCAUACUGACAAAAUGCUUAUGAGGAGACGACGUCGCAAUUGGUUGGCUCUACAGCUGCGUACCAAACAGCGUCAGAUCGAGUACCAGCAAGUAGGGCACAGCAACACAACUGAGCAGCUGCGGAUCCAGCGUAAACUUGCUAAGUACCGGCAAAAGUACCUGUCGCACAAAUCUUCAAGGUCCCAUCCUUGGGUACCAACCCAGAAGAUGCCACGGCUGCUGACAACAAGUGCGUCCGCAUAUCGGAAAUUGCUGCUCAAAGCAGAGCUCAUGGGCAUUGACACACAGGCGCUGGAGAUUCAGGAAGCACAAGUGGCAGCCCUUGUUGAUGUUCGUAAGAAAUGGCAUAUUCCUCCUGCCUUCAGCGUGGAAUUUAUCGGCUAUUACUUGGAUCGUAACAUGAGGUUGACCUCUAUGAAAGGUAAACUGGAGAAUCUUCUUCAAGUGAACAACCAUCUUCAAGAUGAGCAGCAAAUGUUGAGAUUUAAAUAUGAUCAACUGCUGAAGGAGAAUGCAGACCUCAGCAGGACGAGUGUGACCUUGAAGCAAACAAUUCAUAAGUACCAUUCUGCUAUCCUGCACGUCUGUCCUUCGAAAGAUCUUCCUGCCAUUGAUGAACUUGGUAAACCUCCACUUCGUGUACUGACUGUGUCUCCAACUGGUUCUGGGUCAAGAUCUCAAAGUGGGAGACCAGAAGGACGAGUUUCUAAUCAGAGAUCUGACACUGGUCCGAUCCCACUCAAUGAAUGUGGAAUUUGUCGUCAGACAAAGGACCAACACCUCCUGGCCAAGUGCGAUACCUGCCACCUUUACUAUCACUUGGGAUGCCUAAAUCCACCACUCAGUCGCAUGCCCAAGAAGACGAAACUCAUGGGAUGGCAGUGUUCCGAGUGUGACAAGGAGUCAUCGGGGUCAGAUUUUGAGGUUGUAGACACCGAGGCCCCACGUCGUCUGCGACACAAGGAAGUUGAGAAAUCUCUGUGUCCAUUGACACCAAAGGUCACGAUCAAACCCUUAGAGCCGCAACCAGUCAGUCUUCCCAGACCAACGUUCACGAUACGAGGCGCCAGUUCUCCUACAGCAACUGUAACUUUGCCUCUGUUGCUAAAUUCCAAUUCUGUGGCAACUACAAGCAAUUCAGUAGAACAUCAGGGGCAGAGGGCAAGCAAGAAGAGGCGUAGGGAGAAGCAUCAUCGCUACUCCCCUGACUCACAAGGCAUGAGCCCUAGUAAGGAGCACAAACGCAAGCGCAAGAGGAAGAGUCUUGACAUGGAGAACCCCAACCAACAAGAGACCCCCAGAAUUAAGAUAAAGAUCAAACCAAUACCAAUGCCAUAUGGGGAGGGAGUGUCAUCUUCCGGUCCUCAAAUGUUUGUUGCAACUUCAAGCACUGAAACGAUACAUUCAACUCCGUCACCUAUAACGGGUAGGGCCCGGCCUAGUAGUGUGAGGAUAUCGUCGGGCAGCAAGAAGGUCAGGGACACAGACGUCAUGACCAAGUGUGAUGUGUGUAAUGGACCGGGCUCCAAUCAGAAUCUUGUCAGGUGUGAUGAAUGCAUGAAGUGUUUCCAUUUCACUUGUCUGGAUCCCCCUGUAAAGAAGACGCCGAAAAGAAGAGGCUAUUCUUGGCAUUGUGCAGACUGUGACCCAACAGAAACAGAAUCUGACAAUUAAUUAUGUGAUUUUCGUAUGUCACAAAACAUCCAGGAUUGGUGCUUGUAACAAGUAUAUCAGAGAUUUUAAGACGGAAGUAACGGCAGUUCCAUGUUGUAAAACCAUUUUAUCCUUGUCAUCAUUCUUCAUUAUCUGUGUUUGUAAUUUGCGUGAAGGUCAUGCAAUCAUUGCUGUUACCAACAUGUAAUUUUUUUUGAAGAGUGUAUGAACAGUGUAUGUGUAGUGUAUCUGAAAGAGCAAGUCAUGGCAGAAUAUAAUGACCACUUCUACUGAAUUUUCAAUGAUUAUAAUUGGUUUGGUCACAUUACACAUUUCCCAGUUGCUUGUUUCUUUAGGUUUCUGAUUUCUUCACAGCUGACCCGGAGGCCUUGCAACAUAGAAACAGAAUAAAAUCAGUUUGAGAGAUAAUGUCAUUACUAGCUCACCUGAUAGAUGUCUCUCAGGCCAUUUAGACAUUUUAAAUUGGAAAUGUUUACCACACUCUUUUAUUUAUUGUUCGUUUAUUUAACAAUGCUUGUGUAGCUCAGACUGUCUAGUGUUAAGUGAUGGGAUGGUGAGUGAAUAAUGAAUUGGAAGGGAUGUGGAAGGAAGUGAUCAUGGCCUAAUUUAAGGCACAUCUGGCAUUUGGCUGGAGGGAGUGACCGAGGUUUUUCAUGAUUUUCCUCAAUCCCUCCAGACAUAUGCUGGAAUAGUACCUUAAAUUAGGCCAUAGUUGCUUCCUUCCACAUCCUUUCCAAUUCAUUAUUCAUUAAUAAUCCUGUCAUCAACAUUAUAUGGUGUGAGCUACUAACAGCAUAAUUAAGUGACUUGCAAACAAACUCUAAAAAUCACAUGCAGUGUGAGAAAGUAUAUAUAUCAGGCUGGUGUGUGACUUAUUUGAAGUAUUCCUUGUUCUGAUGUUUUUUAAUAAAGUAUGAUGCAGUUUAUUUCUGCAUUUAUUUAAAAUGGGGUUAUAGUACACACCAGUCUAAACCAAAAUGCAACUUGCCUGACAAUGUGAAGUGUUGUAAACUAUCCAACUCCAACUGAUUUUUGAGAUAUGUACUGUGGUCAGAUCAACACUGUAACUGUUUUAUGCGUACGUGGGAUAUACAAAUUUAAUUAUAUGGGCUGUGGCUGUAACGUUUUGUGGUAGUGACACCGUGCAGGCCAUCUUGAUAUGACACAAAUAUACAAAAUUAAAUUACAGUAGACAUGAUAUUUAGAAACUCAUAUAAAUUGUAGAUUGCUGGAAGCAAAUAAAGAUAUGAAGGCACAAAACAAAAACAGGAUAGAAGGAGAAACAAGUGGUUGCAAUUAGAAUUCAAAUUAUGGGCGUUCCUUUAAGACAUCGCUGGGUAUAAUUUAAUGUGAAGCUUUGGCCAUGGAUCUAUGUGUAGGGCAGUCUCUGUUGUUUGUUCCCAAAUUUAAAAUUGGGACAAGAUCAGCCAGUAAGGUGACAGGAAAGACGAAGCAUUACCAUUUAGUAUUAAUAACUUUAAAUACAACUGUUCGUUACAGAUAUCCGCUAUACGUGAAAAGCUAUUUUUAGCCAUCUUCAUUGAAUUCGGACUAUUUGUUGUAGUUAUUAAAAGUUUCAUGCACAAUUUUUGUCAUAAAAUCAAUAUUGCACAUAUUUUAUGUUUCUGUUUAUUGCAUUUUCAUGUUAUUUAGUAAAUAUUCUUAAGAAGGAAGAUAUGCAGUGUAGAAACAUGGAAAAAAAGGUGUGCGCAUGUAUAAUUAAAAAUAUUAAUACUUUUGCUAAAAUUAAGUAAGAUGAAGUAAGUGGGGAAUUUAGAAUAUUGCAUAAUGAGGAGCUGAGUGAAUUGUACGGGUCACCUAGCAUAGUGAGGAUAGUGAAAUGUAGGGGGCUUUGUUGGGCUGGAUAUGCAGCACACAUGGAACAGGCAAGGGGUGCAUACAGAAUUUUGGUAGGGAAUCCUUAUGGAAAAUGACCACUGGGCAGAUCAAAAAGGAAAUGGGAAGAUAAUGUCAAGAUAGAUCUUACGGAGGUGGGCUGUAAGGAUGGCAACUGGAUGGUGUUGGACUCAGGAUCAUUGCUGGUGAUGGGCUUUGGUGUUGUCAGUGUUGAACCUGCAGGUUCUGAUAGCAGUGAGUUAACUACUUAUAACAAAGUGAAUAUACAGGUAGUUUUAAAAUAUCUCUAUGUGCUUUUAUGGUAAAAAUUUUGAGUGAGGUUUUUUAUCUUUAUCAGAUAGCAUUAGUCUCCUGACAGUGGCUAAAAGUAGCCAAAACACAUAUGGUGGAUUUUUAAUAAAUUAUUGUAUUUGAAGGUAUUAUCUUAUACGAUUCAACAAAAUUGUGAACCGAUAAUAAAACAUUGUAAUUUUUUUGCAUUUUUCUACAGAAGUAAGUUGAUUGAUGUAUUGGAAGUCCCUUAUGUUACAAACCAUAGAAACAUGUAUGACUGAAUCUUAGGAAAACAUAUUCAUGUUAUGAGUGGCUGGUAGCUUGUAAGUAUUUUCAUUGUACAAAUAAAGGUGUUUGUGCAUCAUAUAUUUGUUGGAAAAUUAUGUGUAAAAAGAGAGAAAAUUGUAGGAUUUGAGGUUUUGUUGGUGGUGAGUCUGAAGAUUGCUGUCUUCUGAGAUAAAAUUAUUUUUUUAUGCUUUCAGAGCACUGGAGUGGAAGAAGUAUUGAGUUAGUUACUGUUGUUUAAUCAGUGAAGACAAAGAACUUUGUUUUGUGGCCUGCUCAGAAUUGUAGUAGUUUGGACCAUUGGCUUGAAACUCGAUUAAGGCAUUUAUUUUUCUUGUGUCAUUCUACAUUUUGACAAGUAAUCAUAUAUAGAGAGCCGCAAAAUGUGUGCCCAAGUGUGAUUGAAUAAUAUGGAACAUGUAAUAUUCGUGGUAUAUUUGCUGAAACAUUUUUGUACCUCAAUAUUAAAAUUCUAGACAUUCUCAUUUCAUACUGCAUUGCAGAAAAUGAAUAAAAAUUAGAAUUUUAUUCAAAAGUAAUUAAUAAAGAGUUUUGAAGUGA
Molecule: messenger RNA, 5727 nt
Organism: Zootermopsis nevadensis
Lineage: Eukaryota; Metazoa; Arthropoda; Insecta; Blattodea; Termopsidae
Product: PHD finger protein 14
Biological process (GO): regulation of transcription by RNA polymerase II
Source: RefSeq, a predicted model, not a curated record